CCACGAGUGUAUGUGGAUUUACGUCCUCUGUGGUUUGGGAUCUGGAGCCCAGGGACGUGGGGCUGGCGGCCACUAAACACCCCCCCUCUUCAUCGAGCUUCUCCCUGCGCCCCCGAAGACAACCGUCCCCAGACUCCGCCAGUGCUUCCCGGGUUCGGCUCCCUCCUGCCCCGGCUGGCGGAUGCUUCCUCUGGGGGAUUUGCAACUCGCCGGCCCAAGUCUCCAGGAACAUCGACCCCACUGGGGAAAGCUACAGUUGAUGGCCACAGGAGGGAGCAUCUGUCUGGAAAACGCAACCUGAAGUAUCUUCAAAACCGUCAUCCCCCUGCUCACUGGCUUCUUCGCAGCCACCUAGCUGCUGUGGCCCUCUGGUUAGCCCCGUGCCCCAUUCCUGGUUCCCACUUUCACAUCUAACUCCGGAUUUCCUCCUGCACUUUGCUGGCCUCCUCCUUCCCACCUCACACGUGGAGCCCUUGUUAUGUCCAGACCUUCCCCAACUUUGGCCGCCGAUUGCGCUCAGUCCCGGGGGCCCCGAGAUCUAGGAUGAGGAGCCCAGCUGCUGCCCUGGACCGGGUCUGGAUCCUCAGUUCUCUCCUCCUCUUCCUGGUCCAGCCAACCUGGGCAGUGGGUGGCACCGACCCCGGGCAGGGGUCCGACCCCUGCUCCACCUUAGUUCUCGGCAAAUUCUUUGGCUACUUCUCAUCAGCCUCCGUCUUCCCAGCCAACGCCUCCCGCUGCUCCUGGACCCUGCGGAAUCCUGACCCACGGCGUUAUACCCUCUACAUGAAGGUAUCCAAGCCUGCGGGGCCUUGUGGGCCCUGGCCUGUUCGCACCUACCAGUUUGAUUCUUUCCUGGAGUCCACACGCACCUACCUGGGAGUGGAGAGCUUUGAUGAGGUCUUACGCCUCUGUGACCCCUCGGCCCGUUAUGCCUUUCUCCAGUCCAAUAAGCAGUUCCUGCAGAUGAGACGGCAGCAGCAGCUGGGGUCUGACGAUCAGGCCUUGAUAUCUCCCUACCCGGGCCCUGACGCAGAAUUCUCCGUGGAGUACUUGGUGGUGGGCAAUCGCAGCCCCAGCCGGGCUGCCUGUCAGAUGCUCUGCCGCUGGCUGGAGGCCUGUCUGGCUGGCAGCCGGAGCUCUCAUCCCUGUGGUAUCAUGCAGACCCCUUGUGCCUGUUCCGGUGGGGAUGCCCCAGACCUGGCAGCUGGGGAGAACCCUUCCCGGGGGGACGACUGCCUGAGGGAUGGCACGGAAAGUCCAGAGAACUGCCUCACCAGCUUGACCAAGGACCGAGGUGGGGACGGCAGGAUUGGUGGCUGGAACCUUUGGUCCCUGUGGGGAGACUGCACUCGGGACUGUGGAGGAGGACUCCAGACCCGGAAGAGGACAUGUCUGGCCCUUCCUGGCCAUGGUGCUGCUUGUGAGGGUGUCCUUGAGGAGGGUCGCUUGUGCAAUAGAAAGGCGUGCAAUACCAGUGGAAGAUAUAAUUCUAGGAGUCAGUCCUUGAGGUCCACAGACACUCGAAGGCGAGAGGAAGCUGAUGACCUUCAACAGUUUGGAUACCCAUCUCCCCAGACAGGAGACCCAGCAGCAGAGGAGUGGUCCCCAUGGAGUGUCUGCUCAACUACAUGUGGUGAGGGAUGGCAGACCCGGACCCGUUUCUGCGUUUCUUCAUCCUAUAGCACUCAGUGUAGCGGACCCCUGAGGGAGCAGAGACAAUGCAAUAACUCAGCCAUCUGUCCAGUUCAUGGUACUUGGGAUGAGUGGUCACCCUGGAGUUUGUGUUCAUCUACCUGUGGGCGAGGCUUCCGGGACCGCACCCGCACUUGCCGCCCACCUCAAUUCGGAGGCAACCCUUGUGAAGGUCCAGAGAAACAGACCAAAUUCUGCAAUAUCGCUUUGUGCCCUGUGGAUGGCAACUGGAACGAGUGGUCAAGCUGGAGUUCCUGCUCAUCCAGCUGUUCCAAUGGCACCCAGCAGCGCACAAGGGAAUGCAAUGGACCCUCUUAUGGAGGGGCUGAGUGUCAGGGCCACUGGGCCGAGACUCGGGAUUGCUUCCUCCGACAGUGCCCAGUGGAUGGCAAGUGGCAAGCCUGGGGCACUUGGGGCAGCUGCAGUACCACAUGUGGCGGGGGUACCCAGAGACGUGAUCGAACCUGCCAGGGCCCUUUUUUUGGGGGUGAGACCUGCCAGGGUCCCAAGGAGGAAUACAGACAAUGCAGCCAGAGGAGGUGCCCUGAGCCCCAUGAGAUCUGUUAUGAAGAUAAUGUUGGUUCCAUGGUCUGGAAGGAGACUCCAGCUGGGGAUGUGGCUGCCAUACGGUGCCCCAGAAAUGCCACAGGCCUCAUACUCAGAAGGUGUGUCCUGGAUGAGGAAGGCAUUGCCUACUGGGAGCCCCCCACUUACAUCAAGUGUGUCUCCAUUGACUACCGGAACAUCCAAAUGAUGACCCGGGAGCACCUAGCCAAGGCUCAGAGGGGGAUUCCAGGUGAGGGUGUGUCAGAGGUUAUCCAGACACUGGUGGAGAUCUCUCAGGAUGGGACCAGCUACAGUGGAGACCUUCUCUCCACCAUUGAUGUGCUGAGGAAUAUGACUGAGAUCUUCCGGAGAGCCUACUAUAGCCCUACCCCAGGUGAUGUGCAGAAUUUUGUCCAGAUUAUAAGCAACCUGCUGACUGAAGAGAAUCGAGACAAGUGGGAAGAGGCCCAAUUGAUGGGUCCCAACGCUAAGGAGCUCUUCCGCCUGGUAGAGGACUUUGUUGACGUCAUUGGCUUUCGCAUGAAGGAUUUCCGAGAUUCCUACCAAGUGACAGACAACCUGGUCCUCAGCAUCCACAAGCUCCCUGCCAGUGGUGCCACUGACAUCAGCUUCCCUAUGAAAGGCUGGCGUACCCCUGGAGACUGGUCAAGAACAUCAGAGGACAAGGUUACUGUCUCCAAGAGUGUCUUCUCCACUGGUCUUGCAGAGACUGAUGCCUCCUCUGUGUUUGUGAUUGGCACCGUACUGUACCGGAAUCUUGGAAGUAUCCUGGCCUUGCACAGGAAUACGACUGUCCUAAACUCUAAAGUCAUCUCUGUGACUGUGAAGCCCGCCCCUCGAUCCCUGCAAACCCCUCUGGAGAUUGAAUUUUCCCACAUGUACAAUGGCACCACGAACCAGACUUGCAUCCUCUGGGAGGAGGCUGAUGUAUCUUCCUCCUCCUCCUCCUCCCAGCUCGGCCCCUGGUCCUGGCGAGGCUGCCGCACGGUGCCCCUCGAUGCUUUCCGAACCCGCUGCCUCUGUGACCGCCUGUCCACCUUCGCCAUCUUAGCCCAGCUCAGCGCUGACGGGAACAUGGAAAAGGCGAUUGUCCCCUCAGUCACACUCAUCGUGGGCUGCGGCGUGUCCUCCCUGACCCUGCUGCUUCUCAUCAUCAUCUACGUUUCUGUGUGGAGGUACAUCCGCUCUGAAAGAUCAGUUAUCUUAAUCAACUUUUGCCUCUCCAUUAUCUCUUCCAACGCCCUCAUCCUCAUUGGGCAAACCCAGACUCGAAAUAAGGUGAUCUGCACCCUGGUGGCUGCCUUUCUCCACUUCUUCUUCCUGUCCUCCUUCUGUUGGGUACUCACCGAGGCCUGGCAAUCCUACAUGGCGGUCACUGGGAGGCUUCGCAACCGCAUCAUCCGCAAGCGCUUCCUGUGCCUCGGCUGGGGGCUUCCUGCUUUGGUCGUGGCCAUUUCUGUAGGAUUUACCAAGGCUAAAGGCUACAGCACGGUGAACUACUGCUGGCUCUCCUUGGAAGGGGGACUGCUAUACGCCUUCGUGGGACCAGCUGCUGCCGUCGUCCUGGUGAACAUGGUCAUCGGGAUCUUGGUUUUUAACAAACUUGUGUCCAAAGACGGGAUCACAGAUAAAAAGCUGAAGGAACGGGCAGGUCAGAUGGCAGUGCCCCUGUAUGGUCUGGCCUUGAAAUGUGCCAAGUGCGGAGUGGUUUCUGCGGCCCAAGAGACAGCGGCCACCACCAGUAAUGCCAUGGCCUCUCUAUGGAGCUCCUGCGUGGUGCUGCCUCUCCUGGCCCUCACCUGGAUGUCUGCCGUCCUGGCUGUCACCGAUCGGCGCUCUGCCCUCUUCCAGAUCCUCUUCGCCGUCUUCGACUCCCUGGAGGGUUUUGUCAUCGUGAUGGUACAUUGCAUCCUCCGGCGUGAGGUUCAGGAUGCUGUGAAGUGUCGGGUGGUAGAUCGUCAGGAGGAAGGCAAUGGUGACUCAGGGGGAUCUUUUCAGAAUGGCCAUGCACAGCUUAUGACUGAUUUUGAGAAGGAUGUGGAUAUGGCCUGUAGAUCAGGUGAGCACCUGACAGUGUUGAACAAGGAUAUCACGGCCUGCAGGACCUCAACUAUCACGGGGACCCUGAAGCGCCCCUCCAUUCAGGAUGAAGAGAAACUGAAACUCAAUCAUCCCAAGACCCCCUCUAACUUUAACAGUCUUCCCACCAAUGUGUCCAAGAUGCACCUUCAGGGGUCACCCCACUAUCUGGGCGGGGUCAACCUGGGUGAGUUUGCCAACCACACGCUGACGCUUAAGAAAGACAAGACCCCCAAGUCCAUCUAUAUCUGCGAUGGGGACAUCUUUAAGAAGCUGGACUCCGAGCUGAGCCGGGCCCAGGAGAAGGUGCUGGACACCAGCUAUGUGAUCCUGCCCACCAACACCGCCACCCUCCGGGCCAAGCCCCCCAAGGAAGAGGGGAAAUACAGCAUCAACAUUGACCACAUGCCCCAGACCCGCCUCAUCCAUCUCAACAUGGCAGCUGACUCAGGCUAUGGGGUGAAGAGCCCACCCCGAGAGCCAGCCUCAUGUCCUGAGGCCCAAGCCCCAUCCCUGACUCCUGCACAGCCCCCAGCCCCACCUUCAGCCCCACCCCCACCUCAGCAGCAGCCCCUUCCCCCACCCCCAGCUCCUCACAGCCUGGCCCCGGAGCCACACCCCAGUAACCUAGGUGAGCCUAGCAGUGAAGGGGCACCCACGGGGAUCGUGAACAAGAGCGAGACUGUCUCCACGCUCUCCAUGAGCUCCCUGGAGAGGAGGAAAUCUCGGUAUGCAGAGCUGGAUUUUGAGAAAAUAAUGCACACCCGGAAACGCCAUCAGGACAUGUUCCAGGACCUGAACCGUAAGCUGCAGCAUGCAGAGAAGGAGAAAGAAAAGGAGCCACCUGUUGCAGAGAGUAAGCCAGAGAAGCAGCAGACUCCAAACAGAAGACCUUGGGACAGUGUCCGGAAAGGUCAGACAACACCGGCCUGGGUGAAAAAAGAGAUAGACCUGCUCCCCCCUUCUCCACUAGAACUCAAAACCGUGGAGUGGGAGAAGACGGGGGCCACGAUACCUCUGGUGGGACAAGACAUCAUUGACCUCCAGACCGAGGUCUGAGCUGGGGCCUGGGGCUGGGGACGAGGCAGGACUCAUCUUUCUCCCCCGAACCCCAUUCCCCCACACCGCCUCCCACCCCAGACUCCUGCGAGGAAACCUGCUGCACCUGGCCCCGGGACCCAUGGGCCUGAGGAUCCCCGGAGUGGAGGUGGGCUCGGCAGGGCCGGGGCAGGGAGGCGGCGACCCCGGUUCCCCCCGAGGAGCUGCCUCGGAGCCAAGGAGCCCGGCCUCUGGCUAGGGCACAGAGAUGGGUAUCUCUGGGACAUACAGUAGUGUUAGGUUCUGGGAGGGGGGGGGCACAGAGAUGGGCGACAGGGAGGGGGCCCGUGGCAGGCCUGCCAGCCGCUGGCCAAAGGGGACCGUCCAGCCUGCUGAGACCAGGCAGAGGAGCCAGACUGGACCCAUCACGUGGUUCUGGGAAGACCUCCGAGCCCCGACAGGGUUCUAGGACUCCGUCCUGCUCUGACAGGCCCCUUGCCUGUUCUCACAGUGGGCUGUGGGAGACAGAGAAAAUCCUUAGCUGGUUCUUCUCAGCCCCGAGGCCCCACGGCAGGGAGGAAGGACACACUGGUGAGCAGAAAGGCCAGCUUCCCCAGGAGCAGCCCUGGCCUCGCCUCUCAAGCCCUGGACAUCCUUUUUUAAGACUCCCCCUAAAUCUUCCCCCAGGGGAGAGUAUUUGGACACUACUCCCCAAGCCCAGGCAGAGAGCCUCCCACACCCUGGCCCUCCCUGUGCAGAGGGCCAGAGCACCCACCCUCCAGAGGGGAAAUAGGGCUGGGUGUACAGGGAUGGGGGUAGGGGGGGAAUCUAUUUUUUUCUCUCCUUUUCUUUUCUUCAAUAAAACAAGAAUUAAAAAUGGAAA
Messenger RNA from Antechinus flavipes (yellow-footed antechinus), 6259 nucleotides. RefSeq names its product adhesion G protein-coupled receptor B1 (gene ADGRB1). NCBI's taxonomy places the organism in Eukaryota, Metazoa, Chordata, Mammalia, Dasyuromorphia, Dasyuridae. The record is from RefSeq and is a predicted model, not a curated record. The transcript has 32 exons. Gene Ontology annotation, molecular function: G protein-coupled receptor activity. Gene Ontology annotation, cellular component: plasma membrane. Bases 544 to 5397 code for a protein of 1617 amino acids. Gene Ontology annotation, biological process: cell surface receptor signaling pathway; G protein-coupled receptor signaling pathway; negative regulation of angiogenesis.